Messenger RNA from Spinacia oleracea (spinach), 1785 nucleotides. Its product is annotated as protein FAR1-RELATED SEQUENCE 8-like. The coding region runs from base 1 to 1785 and encodes 594 amino acids. Lineage: Eukaryota; Viridiplantae; Streptophyta; Magnoliopsida; Caryophyllales; Amaranthaceae. The transcript is spliced from 2 exons. The record is from RefSeq and is a predicted model, not a curated record.
AUGAACGACCCGUAUUGGCCGGAGUAUUCGAUAGUGCCGGCGAGAAGGAGAUUAGAGAUGGUCGACGAAGGUGAUGAGAUCGUCGGGGGAGGAUAUGACGGCGGCGGAGGAUACGACGGCGGAUACGACGGCGGCGGAGGUGCCAGAGUAUUUGAAGAGUAUUGUGAUGAUCACCAUGAUGAUAAUGCUGAGUGUAAUGUAUUUCGUGUUAAUGAGGAAGAUGAUGAGUGUAAUGAAUUGGAGACUGGUUAUGAUGAUGAUAAUGGUGAUGAUGAAUUUGCUGUUAAUGAGGAAGAUGAUGAGUGUAAUGAAUUUCCUGUUAAUGAGGAAGAUGAUGAGUGUAAUGAAUUGGAGACUGGUUAUGAUUAUGAUAAUGAGGAUUGUAAUGGGGAUGAGAUUGUUGGGCUAGUAAAAGAGGAUUAUAUUUAUGAGGAGACGGUUGAACCUUAUCAGACUCCGAAGAAGAAGAUUGUGAAAACAGUUUUUGGGGAUGAGGAAGAAAUUGCUCCUCCAGAGAUAAACAUGCGAUUUAGUACAUAUGAAGAAGUGCAUGAUUAUCUCUUUAGCUAUGCAAGGCAAAAGGGAUUUGAGAUUUGCAGAACCGCUAGUAGUUUGAAAAGGGCGUCGAAGGGUAGUGAUAUAAAAGUGAGGCGUUGUGGGACUUGGACUUGUGAGUGCGCUGGAAAACCAGCUCCACCAAAGCAAUACAAAGAUCGAAGCAAAUUACCAAAGCAAAUUCAGAGUGCCACGGCUAAGGCAAGGAGAUCCAAAAAAGUAGGAUGUCCAGUUGAAAUGUAUGCAAGUGUAGAUGAAAAGGGUGAUUGGAUUAUUAGGAGAGUGAUGUUGGACCAUCAGAAUCACCAACCCACACCGAGGAAAUCCAGGUAUGUGCCUGCUUUCAGGAAACACAAUUUACUGGAAAGAGAGAAACACUUGGUACAUUUCAUUAAGAAUAGCUCUAAGGCGGGUAUCAGCAAUAGUGAUAUAAUAAAAAUACUGGCCGAGGACAGGGACGGAGAGGAAAAUCUGCCAUGUAAUUCAAGGGACAUUCAAAAGAUGAACAGGGAAGAGGUGAAGUUGAACCUAAGUGGUGGUGAUACCCGGGCAAUGGUUGAUUACUUUAACAAGUUGACAACGGAUAAUCAGAACUUCUUCCACAUGGAAAGGUACGUGGAAGGAGGUGGUCUUCAAGACAUAGUUUGGGUUGAUGCGAGGAGCAGGGCAGCGUACGAAGAGUUUGGAGAUGUAGUAGUCUUCGAUGCCACGUACCUAACCAAUAAGUACCGUCUUCCGUAUGCAAACUUUUGCGGUGUGAAUCAUCACCGGCAGACGAUAGUCUUUGGUUGUGCACUGCUUUCUCGCGAGACUGCAGAGACUUACACAUGGCUGUUUACCACUUGGUUAAACAGCAUGUCAGGCAAAGCUCCUAGUGCGAUAUUAACUGAUCCGGAUGCUGCAAUGAGGAGAGCAUUGAAGGAGACCAUGAAAGGUACAACACAUAGGUGGUGUUUGUGGCAUAUUCUCCAAAAGUUCCCCAAAUACUUGAAUAAGCAUGAGAGAUAUGAAGAUUUGAAGGCUGAACUAGAGAAUGUAAUAUAUGAUAGCGGUGAUCCCGUUACUUUUGAAAAGAGUUGGAAUGAUGUCAUUGUUCACUACGGCGUCAAAGAGAAUGACAAGUACAAUGACAAGUACAAAUGGUUGGAAGGUAUAAAUUUCAAAAUACGAUUUAUGUUGUUUAAUAAUAAUGAUUUAUGUUGUUUAAUACUAAUGAUUUCUGUUGUUUAA